AAUGCCUAGACGAAUCAGCUGUGAACCUUAUGAUUUUUUGUUUUGCAAUUUAGAGGAAGGUUAGAGACUUUAGAGACUGGAUAUAUAAUAAUGGUGGGAAUCUUGCAAAACGCUUCCAAAAUACAGAUGAAUUGUUUGAAACUCUUACAAAGGGCAAGUGGAAUAGGAAGUGUAACUCUAUCAUCCGCGAUACAAAGACAUACAUAUUCUAAUCAACCUUCGUAUCAGAAGAUUUUUGAUAGAAAUGCGAAGCGUUUGCAGAAGGAACGAGCAGCAUUGAGUCCUGAUGUUGAACUCUAUGACUACCUCAAGGAAGAAAUUGGAUACCGACUGGCUGAUAGAGUUUUCGAUAUCAAACGGGAAUUCCAAGCAGCGGCGGAUUUGGGUUGCAAUCGAGGCUUUCUCUCCCGACAUAUUUUGGCGGAGAGUGUGAAACAUUUGACACUUUGUGAUAUCAGUCCCACUAUGCUUUCGCAGGCAACAGGGACACCAGGAUUGCAAAUUGCGAAAAGAGAAAUCGACGAAGAGCAGUGGGAUCAGUUUGCAGAGAACUCCUUAGACUUGGUACUUUCUUCAUUGAGUCUGCACUGGGUUAAUGAUUUGCCAGGAUGUUUCGGUAGAGUUAUUCGAAGCCUAAAAGAGGAUGGCGUGUUUAUUGCUUCAAUGUUCGGUGGAGACACCUUGUACGAGCUGAGGUCAUCCCUGCAACUGGCAGAACUCGAGAGGAAGGGUGGAAUAGCGCCACAUAUCUCGCCAUUCACACAGAUUCGAGACAUUGGAUCGCUUCUCAAUCGUGCCGGUUUUACAAUGCUUACCAUUGACACAGAUGAAAUCGUCAUUGGCUAUCCUACAAUGUUUGAGCUAAUGCACGACCUCAAAGGUAUGGCCGAAAACAAUGCAGCCUUCAACAGACCCGUUCACUUAAACAGGGACACAAUGCUGGCAGCCAGUGCUAUAUAUAAGGAAAUGUAUGGCAAUGAUAAGGGCGUGCCAGCCACAUUUCAAAUCAUAUAUUUUGUUGGUUGGAAACCAGGGCCCAACCAACCAACCCCCUUGCCACGAGGAUCGGGAGAGGUGUCAUUAAAGGACUUAGGCACCCUAAUAGAGAAUAGUGCCAAAAGCAAGAAAAGUGAAAACAAAUGAACGAUAGUUUAUUUCAAUAGUUGUCUUUAUUGUAGCUUUCUCGUUUAAAUAUAUAUUUUCCCUUUUACUUCGAA
Messenger RNA from Musca domestica (house fly), 1217 nucleotides. RefSeq names its product arginine-hydroxylase NDUFAF5, mitochondrial. The coding region runs from base 91 to 1143 and encodes 350 amino acids. The transcript is spliced from 4 exons. Gene Ontology annotation, biological process: mitochondrial respiratory chain complex I assembly. The record is from RefSeq and is a predicted model, not a curated record. Gene Ontology annotation, molecular function: S-adenosylmethionine-dependent methyltransferase activity. Gene Ontology annotation, cellular component: mitochondrion. NCBI's taxonomy places the organism in Eukaryota, Metazoa, Arthropoda, Insecta, Diptera, Muscidae.